AUGGCGCAAGUUGAAGCGGUUGCUCAGGCGGAGCCAAAGCAGUUGGCUCCCGGAGAAAUCCGGGUUUCCAGUAUCGGAGUGGUCUCGAGCUACGUCGCGUACGCGAAGAAACUCAUCGCCGCUGGAGAACCUGUGAUUCAUAUUAGAGGCACUGGCAGAGCCAUGAGCAAUGUGGUAGAAACUGCGGAAAUUCUCAAGCGGGUCUAUAAGGGAAUGCAUCAGGUCGCGACUCUCGACACACAGGAAAAUCUGGUGGCAGCUGUUGGCGAGGACGGAAAGGAGCAGAGGCGCUCCGUCUGUUUUCUGACAAUCACGCUCACAAUGGACCCCAGCAAAAUAGACACCACGGCCGUCGGUUAUCAGAAGCCGCUGACUGACGAACAGUUGGGCGAGGUCGAAGUUGACAAAUUGAUCCAGGCCCUGAAAACCUCUGGCAUCAGGAAGAAGGGGACUUUGCCCAGGAAACCUAGGGGUACAGUGCAGAACGCGGAAAACGGAAAGAAGAAUUGA
Molecule: messenger RNA, 510 nt
Organism: Babesia bigemina
Lineage: Eukaryota; Apicomplexa; Aconoidasida; Piroplasmida; Babesiidae
Product: Alba-like protein C9orf23 homolog
Exons: 2
Coding region: 1-510 (169 amino acids)
Molecular function (GO): nucleic acid binding
Source: RefSeq, a predicted model, not a curated record